AUGGCAGCGAGAGCCGCCGUAGGCAUUGACGAGCUUCAGGACUCUCUUGCUGCGUGCUAUGAGACGAUCAACAACAGGCCAACGUCCGGGUGUAGCCAGCAAGAGGUGCUUCUGCUCUUGCAGGACAUUUUCUACUUUCCAGUUGUCGAACAGAUCCUGAGAGAAAUCGAACUGCUUGAGGGACGGUCGCUGGACGAGUAUGGGGACAAGGAUUUCAUCGCCAUCGUCAAUUCUCGAGGGUACCAUCUCCCUGAAUCCUUGACGCGGGAGGCGCUCUCGAACUUCGCCUUCAGACGGGUGAUCCUCUACAACCUUCUCGUCGACUUGCAGACCUGUCGACUCGUCGCGAAGAAGCGCCUCGCGGCAGGGUUGGCGUUUCCGAGCGCUGCGCUUUUCGGAGGUGUCUCUACACCCGAGGCAGCUGCGGCUGGCCAAGCCCAAGAGAGUCUGCAGGCCAUCAAAACAAUUUGCCGCGCCGUCGGCGUUUCUGCUGAUUCCUGUUCCUCGCUUCACGAGGCCGUCAAGAAAGACGUCUUUUCACUAGCUGCCCGAAAGAUCACUGGGCGGCCUGCGCUCGCAAGCUCCGACGCGCUGGUCCCUCCGCUACCAGUCGACGUUCGCGGCGACAGUCCCCUUCUCACCGAACUGAAGUCGAUUACAGACGUCCUCGACCAGGAGUACCGCUUGCGACGAAGAGUGAUGCUGCGGCGCCUGGACGUGACAAUCCAGGCGUUUCUCUGGUCCAAAAAGGCAGAUGAAAAUGAAGCCGCAAUCGCGGCGCUGUUACAAGGCAUGAUGGCGUGGCGGGAGGAUCUUCUGAACAAACACGUGAACGUGUACGACGUCUUCGCAGUGGAUCGUUCUCUGUUGACCUCACGGAUGGCGCUUCCGAUUUCGCGUUCUGAGCCAUCGAAACCCGUUUUGUCCAUCAAGACCUCGAUUAUUGGUCCGGUCCCCGAUCGCGGCGGCAUCCCCGAAGGCUACAGCAUGAAGCAGAUCCAGAACGACGUGCGACGCGCCAACGAAUCGAUGAGACAAAAAGACGGCGACCGCCGCGCGGACCACAGGAGCUUUGAGGGCCGCGGGCGCGGGCGCGGCUGGGGGAGACACGGCGGGGACGGCCCCGCUCGGAGCGCGCCGCAGUCCUUUUCCAACGCCGCGCCUGCGGGGCCAAGCCACGCGGAGCCUUCUUUUGCCUCGCGCGGCGCGGCAGGGAGCUCGGAGCGCAGCGGCGAUGUGUCUGCGAAGCGGAGCGAACAGAGACACUCGUUCCGGCCGGUGCGAAGUCAGCCCGCGGGGGGCGUCGCCCGCGGCGGCCGAGGAGACAGAGGCCGAGGAGGCGGUUUCGGAGGACGGGCAGCCGACAGGCCAGCUACCUGGAAGUCUGCGCUGUGA
Neospora caninum is the source of this 1395-nucleotide messenger RNA. RefSeq lists its product as hypothetical. Gene Ontology annotation, cellular component: tRNA-splicing ligase complex. The coding region runs from base 1 to 1395 and encodes 464 amino acids. Lineage: Eukaryota; Apicomplexa; Conoidasida; Eucoccidiorida; Sarcocystidae. The record is from RefSeq and is a predicted model, not a curated record. The transcript has 10 exons.